Molecule: messenger RNA, 1497 nt
Organism: Myzus persicae (green peach aphid)
Lineage: Eukaryota; Metazoa; Arthropoda; Insecta; Hemiptera; Aphididae
Product: RAB6A-GEF complex partner protein 2
Exons: 7
Coding region: 192-1367 (391 amino acids)
Biological process (GO): retrograde transport, endosome to Golgi
Cellular component (GO): Golgi membrane; Ric1-Rgp1 guanyl-nucleotide exchange factor complex
Source: RefSeq, a predicted model, not a curated record
UUUUAUAAUAUGCAUUUAUGCAUUAUAAAUUAUAAUUAUUUUGUUUUUUCAAAGUGACAAUUCCACAAAUAUAAUUGUAUACUAUUACAAUAGAUCUGUUGUACACUCAUGUUAUAAAUACAGUUAUCACUUAAUAUCUUGAUACAAAGUUAAUUUAUUUUAGCUUAUUCAAUCCGGUACAAGGCAGUGGAAUGAUUGAGGUAUCAGCCAAACUUAUUGGUGGUCCGAUAUUUAUGCCGGGUAGUAAAAUUGGUUGCUGUAUAACAUUUACUCAUCCGCCAUUACCAUCUGAUUCUCGAAGCCAAAGUAAUAGUGACGUUUUAGAAAACUUAGCAUGGGCUAGUGUGCAAAUUAAUUGUUUGUGUUUAACCAACGACAAUAUUAAUUUUCCAUCAGCAAUGUGUGUUACUAAAGAUGAGAAAUUCAUAGGAAAUUCUGAAACUUCAUUUGCACCAUGUUUAACAGAUAACGGUCAUGUUGUUUUAUCUACAAAACCAAAAAUUUUGUUUUGUGAUGUUGGAUUAUCUCCUGGAGAAAGUAAAUCAUAUUUAUACAGCGAUACAUUGCCUAAUGAUGCGCCACCAUCAUAUAAAGGACAUUUAGUUAAAUAUGCUUACAAAAUUACAGUUGGUAUGCAGCGUUUAAACAGUCCAAUUAAAUUAUUGAGGGUACCAAUACGUGUUGUUGUUAUGCAUGGACUUACUGAAGGAGUGACAUGUGAGAAUAGUAUUGAUUUAUCUCCAAGUAAUCCAUUUUUAGAUUCUCAAUACAAACAUGAAGAAUGUGAUAUGGCUCUACAAAUGCUUCAAAAUAUAACUGCUAAACGAAGUCCCAAUUUUUACAAUAUAACAAACUCUGGAGGGAAAGUAGCUCGAUUUUGUUUAUUCAAACAAGCUUACAGACUUGGUGAAGAUAUAGUUGGAACUUUUGAUUUUGAACAAACAGAUGUGUCUUGUAUAGAGUUUACAGUAAGCUUGCAGUGCGAGGAAGCCGUGAAUAAAGACUUUGUAGCGGUCAGUCCGAGACCCAGAAAAGACAACGUAUCCAUCGUUUCAUACAACACUCAACAUCAAUUCUGUGCAAAUACCUUGAAAUCAUUUCUGCAGCUCGCUAUACCGUUGAACGUCACCCCAGCUUUUAGUACGCUCCUAGUAUGCGUGAAAUGGAGGCUUCACUUUGAAUUCGUGACCAGUACGAAGACUUCCGGCGAACGGUUGGUGGAAACCAAGGAGGGCACUUGCUGGACAGGCCCGGAACACGUAGACAUCGAGACAAUGGUGUGGGAUUUGCCCAUACAGAUAUACCCAUCCGUGCCGUCCAUAGCCAACGACCCACACGCCCAAACGAGGAUAACAAUCGCGAUAUGAUUUUUUUCCAUCGUAUACCUUUACGCAUAUAGGUACACUGUACACAAUGCUGUGCUCGUUUUAUAAAAAUAUAUAAUAAUGUGUAUUAUUAUAAUUAUUAUUAUUAUUAUUAUAAUCUUUUUAUACGAAU